Xiphophorus couchianus (Monterrey platyfish) is the source of this 2843-nucleotide messenger RNA. RefSeq names its product ABI family, member 3b (gene abi3b). Gene Ontology annotation, molecular function: SH3 domain binding; signaling adaptor activity. Lineage: Eukaryota; Metazoa; Chordata; Actinopteri; Cyprinodontiformes; Poeciliidae. The coding region runs from base 141 to 1232 and encodes 363 amino acids. The transcript is spliced from 5 exons. Gene Ontology annotation, cellular component: actin-based cell projection; SCAR complex; lamellipodium. Gene Ontology annotation, biological process: neuron migration. The record is from RefSeq and is a predicted model, not a curated record.
CCCCUGCGGGAUUUUCCGCGUUCUCCAGCGACACAAACACCUCCCUGCGUGGACCGGGAAAAAAAACCCAAAACUUUUUCAUCCUCACCAAACAACGUCUGUUGGCUUCCCAUUUAGUAAACUUUUUUUUUUUAACAGCCAUGGGAGAAAUGACAGCACCAAAGAGCUUCUCAGAAGUUAUAAGUCAGAUAUUACAAGAGGCGCCGGCUGCCAGGAAAGCUCUGGUUGAUAACCAGAGCAACCUUCUCCGAGUGGCAGAGUACUGCGAGAACAACUACCUCCAGGCGGAUGAUCCGACCAAAGCUGUGGAGGAGACCAAGGCUCUGACUACCCAGGCUUUAGCCAGUGUCACCUACCAGAUCAACAGCGUGGCCAGCGCCUUGCUCAGGCUGCUGGACUCCCAGGCCAUGCAGAUCAAAGACAUGGAGUCUUCCGUCAACCUGCUGUCACUGGCUGCUGCCAUCCACUUGGAGAACGUGGCAAGGAGGGAGAUUGGUGCCUUUACCACACCCAAAGACAAGACCCGAUCCAAACCCUUGGCCCCGCCCCCUUCAGGCAUAGAGCAGGAGACGGGUUACAUGAGAACUCCGAUAUCAUACACCAUCUUGGACACCGUUGGACACUAUUUCCAGGUCAAAGAGCAGCAGCCCAACAAGAACACACAGACGGAGCAAGCUGAAGAACACUUGGUGUUGACCCACGGCAUCGCCGUACCUCUACCCUCUGUUCCCACUAAGCCCACAGUGAACAGCCUGCCUCCCCCUCCUCCACCUGCUGCUGCCACAAACCUGCCUCCUCCUCCUUCCUCAAUGGACACUGGCCUCCCUCCUCCACCCUCCUUUCCAUCUCCCUCCAAUCUCCCCCCACCCCCUCCUCCACCGGCCAUCGGCCUAUCGGACAACAGUUUCCUGCCACCCCCUCCACCUCCUCCUGGCAGCAGCACCAGUCCACCUCUUCCUCCUCCUCCUCCUCCAGCCAGUGGUGUACCACCACCAACCCCUCCACCUCCUCCUGGCAGCAGCACCGGUCUACCUCCUCCUCCUCCAGCCAGAAGUGUACCACCACCACCCCCUCCUCCACUGGCCAUCGGCCUGCCGGACAACAGCUUCCUGCCACCACCUCCACCUCCUCCUGGCAGCAGCACCGGUCCACCACCUCCUCCACCUCCUCCUCCUCCACCACCUCCAGCCAGAGGUGUACCACCACCCCCUCCCCCACCACCUCUCUUCUAGAUGGUAGAUUGUGUCACUCAGGGUUUUGCUAACUUUGAAGCAGAACUAAAGCAAAGUGUGUGUGGGUGUGCAGGCGUGGGGGGGGGGUUGUGGGUGUGGGUGUGUGUGUGGAGGGUGUGCAGGGGUAGGUGUGUGUGUGUGUGUGUGUGGGUGUGUGGAGGGUGUGCAGGCGUGUGUGUGUGUGUGUGUGAGUGCACGCGUGCAGGUGUUUGAACCCUGAGCUGUUUCAUCUGUGAUUAAUACCAAAGCCUUAGCCCGAAGUGACAUUUUCUGGUUUAGAAAAUCCCUCCUUCAGCAUUCUGUGCGUACAGAAGGUGAGCGGCGGGGAUCGUCCCAGCGUGUCCCGACGGCGCCUCCACCGCAUUCCUUCAAAACAAGCUGAAACAGGGAUUCCUGGCUUCCUGUCAUCAGCUCUUCCAUCACUUUUUCCUCUUUCCCAUAACGUCCGUGCCUCAUCGUAAUGAGGGUUACUUCAAACUGCAGCGGUCUGCGGCUCGGUCCCGGCAGCGGUCACUUUCCUGUCUGGUCAACGUGAUCCUAAGUCUCUAACACUGGCAGCUUUGACCUCAGUGUGCUCUGCGUCUUUAAACAGGCCACUGAGGGUGUGAGCCGUCUGCUGCAAGUCAUAUUUAAAACCUCUAUAAUUAAGUGCAUUUACUGUACCUGACAGCGUCAGUACUGUACAAAUAAAGAUCUAGACGCAGAUAAAUAUGAAGGGGAACUUUUGAAGUUAAAUCGAUUUAAUCUGAGAGAAAAUGGAUUCAAUUCAGCUGCCCGAGAGAAAAUUAGGGGUUUUUUUAAGUUUCAGAUUUUAGGGUUUUUUUAGAAUUUUGUUUUAGAACAAUACUUUUGUUCAGUAUUUUUAGGAUAUUUUGCUAUGUUACUACCACAAAAAUCCAUGUGCAGUGUUAUGUGCAAACUGAAUGAAAAUGAAUAUGUUUUUAAACCAUUUUUGCAGACAGAAAUCAGCUGAGUGAGUCAGUCUGUCGCUCCAGGUUUGUCUCUACCAGAUUUGAACGACGACAAACUCAACAGUUUGCCGACUCUUAUAAAAUGCCUGAAAUUCACCCAGAUUUAAUGAAGAGUGUCUGCAAAAGGGCACGUUUUUAAUAUUUGAAUGCAGCUUCUCAAUUUCAUUUAGCGCUGGACUUUGACUGGACCAUUGUAAAAAAUAUGUUGGGGCUCUUCUACUGAUGGAAGGUGAAACUCGGUCUCUGAUCAGUUGCAGAUUCUAGCAGGUUUUCUUCCAGAAUUCUCUUUGAUUUAACUUCAUUUAUCUCAUGUCUGACCAGCUGCCCUGUUCAGGCUGGAGAAACGGAUUCCCUCAGCAUGACACUACCAGAACUUAGUCUCACCGUGUGGAGGAUUAUUGUGUAAAGGAUUCUUCAUAAAUUCAAGAAAAUAGUUUUGCAUUUAAGGUUGUUAAAGCAGGUCAGCGACACUCAGUCACAUUUUCUUCCUCUGUUUUCCUCAGAGUGGAAGAAGAGUGCAGCACAAUAAUGCUGUGCUGUUUGUACUGCUUAUACAUAUAAUCUGCUUAUAUAUGUAUAAGCAGAUUCAGAUUUUUAAAAAAAGAAAAGAAAUGAAUUUGUUUAGGUGAUCAAAAAGUUU